This is a messenger RNA of Brassica napus (rape), 834 nucleotides long. Its product is annotated as transmembrane emp24 domain-containing protein p24delta3. Bases 54 to 728 code for a protein of 224 amino acids. The record is from RefSeq and is a predicted model, not a curated record. Gene Ontology annotation, cellular component: Golgi apparatus; endoplasmic reticulum; endoplasmic reticulum-Golgi intermediate compartment. NCBI's taxonomy places the organism in Eukaryota, Viridiplantae, Streptophyta, Magnoliopsida, Brassicales, Brassicaceae. The transcript has 4 exons. Gene Ontology annotation, biological process: endoplasmic reticulum to Golgi vesicle-mediated transport; intracellular protein transport; Golgi organization.
ACAGAAAAACGACUGAGAGCAAAGAUCGGCACACGACCACAAUACACGGAUCGAUGAAUACAAUGGGAGUGUUUGUAAGCUCUUUGAAGAUGGCUGCUAAGAAGAUACAACACGGCCUCCUCACGGCAUUCCUUCUAUUGAUUCUGGUUCCGGUUGGUGAGGCGGUUUGGCUAGACGUGCCUACCACGGGAACAAAAUGUGUGUCUGAAGAAAUCCAGAGCAAUGUAGUUGUAUUGGCUGAUUACAUUAUCAUCUCUGAGGAUGACUCCUUAUUACCCACUAUAUCUGUCAAGGUGACGUCCCCAUAUGGCAAAAAUCUGCACCAAAUGGAAAACGUGACGGUUGGGGAAUUUGCAUUUACAACGCAAGAAUCAGGGAACUACAUGGCGUGCUUUACGGCAGAUACAAAGAGUCACGGAAACAAAAAUGUUAGCAUCAGCGUUGACUGGAAAACUGGAAUCGCUGCUAAGGAUUGGAAAAAUAUUGCUAAGAAAGAGAAGAUCGAGGGAGUGGAGCUGGAGAUAAGGAAACUUGAAGCUGCAGUGGAAGCCAUCCAUGAAAAUUUAGUUUACAUAAGAAACAAAGAAGCAGAUAUGAGAACCGUGAGUGAGAAAACGAACUCGAGAGUAGCUUGGUUCAGUACAAUGUCGAUGGGUAUUUGCAUUGCUGUCUCUGGUAUACAAGUAGUUUACUUGAAGCAAUACUUUCAGAAGAAGAAGCUUAUAUAAGCUAGUUUUGACUCAUCCACAUCCUUUUUAAGAACUUUUUGUUGGGUUCAAAGUAAUAAUAAAGAUUUAAUUUGCAGUUUCUGUUACUUCAGGGAUAAAAGCCAAU